Peromyscus californicus insignis is the source of this 10659-nucleotide messenger RNA. It is a transcript of the gene Zbtb21, whose product is annotated as zinc finger and BTB domain containing 21. Gene Ontology annotation, biological process: negative regulation of DNA-templated transcription; regulation of transcription by RNA polymerase II. The coding region runs from base 4910 to 8158 and encodes 1082 amino acids. NCBI's taxonomy places the organism in Eukaryota, Metazoa, Chordata, Mammalia, Rodentia, Cricetidae. The transcript is spliced from 2 exons. Gene Ontology annotation, cellular component: nucleus. Gene Ontology annotation, molecular function: protein binding; RNA polymerase II cis-regulatory region sequence-specific DNA binding; DNA-binding transcription factor activity, RNA polymerase II-specific. The record is from RefSeq and is a predicted model, not a curated record.
UCUCUCCUUUUUUCCUCCCCCAGUGGGUUACGGGCGCCCGGCCCUUCUACGCGUGCGCGGGGCCGCGGUCCUCACCGAGCAUGCUCAGACUCCCACGUAGCCUAGCGUGCCUUUACACUGCGCAUGCUCUGUGCCCGCACUUGGCCUCACCCUCACUGCUGCGCAUGCUCAGCCUCCGGGCCCGCUGAGCUGCUCACCCUGACCGGGAUGGCCUGGGUAGCCAGGGAGUGGAGUCUCGGGACGCGCGCCCCUAGAGAGCCGUUGAGAUGCCGCUGCGGGCAAGGGCACAUUCAGGGCCUGGCAGCACGCGCGCGCGAGACCGGGGAGCUGGGUGGCACCCCGCACCUGCCGCGGCUGGAACGUGACAGCCUGUCGGCCAACCCCUCCGCGGACACCUCCUGAGCCCAUGCAGACCCUGCCUCACCGUCCCCCUCCCCCGAGAAAGACCCUCCUCGCCCAGGGACAUAGCGCGGAAGACCUUACUGCAGCCCACACGUCCGGGUCUCCCCGUCUCCUAGGCCUGGUUAUUAGGAGCAUCUCGAGUGCCCCUCUAAAGAGACCGCACCGUGUAAUCAAAGAACCAUGCACUGUGCGUCCCCGAGGCCCUGGGUACUGGAGAACCACACAUUGUAGCACUUUGUAGGGGGCCUUAGGUUCUCCUUGAGGUUGCCCGACACAGGGGCGGUGUUGAGGGACACUGAGCAGCCCUCCGAAGCCUGGAAUUUUUGUGUUGGUGCAUGAACUCCAAUUGCCUCUAUGUCUUCGGACAUCUGUGUUACAGCAUAGUCCGGUGAUUGUUCAUCAGCAUGACCCUGAGUCAUGAGUUCCUGGAUUUGUUUCAUGAUCCUCCCACCUUGUUUAAGAGGGUGAAAAAUAGGUUAAUCCAUUUUAGCGUUUCCACCAAAAACCCUCCUCCACGUCUGGUAAUUAAUCAUUACCCUUAAUCAAAUCUCUAAAUAUUGACAUUAAAGGAGAAAUUUGGCUUUCUUAAAAGUGACUCUUAUUCAGCCCAUGCACUUAACAGUAUAGCAUUUUUGUUUAGUGGAAGUAUAGGGAGCAUCGUUCUGCAGAAAUAGAAAUUGUCGAUAGAAACUCACCCUCAGAAAUUGACAGUAUUAUGUAGUGGGGGAAAUUAGGUAUAGGAACACUAAAAGCAACAAAAGAGUUAACAUAGAGGUCUCCAGACAAGGAGAUAACUUGAGAAGCCAUUUUAGUUGUCUCUGUACUAGAGCUGACUGAGGGCUGGAUUUACAGGUAUCAGAGAUGGGCCAAAGGGCAAUGAAAAGAGAAUAACUUUCUCCCUGAGGACACCUGGCUGGCAUCACCUCAACCUAAGGAGGCAAUGUAUGAAGACAAGCAGGUGUGAGAGUGUGGAUCACAAGUACCAUGUAGGACAAGUGGGUUCAUUGAGAUGUAUUUGUUCAGAAGGCAACCAGGGACUGGAGUCUGGAAAAGUCUGAGCAGAGAUACAGAGGGUGUCAUAGUCCAAUUGUUAGAACAGCUACAAAAUCUCAGAAAACGCUGAGAAAAUGUGCUGUGCUGUGCUUUACAAGACUGAAUAGAUAAAGAUGAGCAAGUUAAAUCCUCAAGUCUAGUGAGCUUUUCCUACACCUUCCAAGCCUUGUGCUAGGAAUCCACAGAUGAAAACAGGGCUUUUAUGGGGGAGCCUCUAGGGGAUCUUCUGAUGGAUCCACAUAUAAAAGCUGAUGAAUUGAAAUCACUAUGGGGUAAUAAUUGCAGAGAGAUAAAGUGUUGCUGUUGGCAAAUUGCAAAAGCUUUAUAGUUCCAGUUGAAUCUUUCUAUACAAAGUGGCCAAGUAAAGGAGAGGUAGAAGGUACUUUUAGGUUUCAGAAACUGGAAAUGCAGGUUUGUGGGUUACAUGGUAAGGAGUGCCACCCAGAUAUGGUACAGAGGUGAAUUGACAUCAGUCAGAGCAGCCUGUGUGCUAGUCUGUAGUUUGGGUUUUUCUAGGAAAUAAUAAUUUUAAAAAACAAACUGUAUUCUAAAACAGGGCAGUUAAAGUGGCCAACUUUAUUUAGAGAAAGUAAUCAAAGAGCUUCAUUUCUACUCCUUAAUUUAAUAGAGAGUAGAAAGUAAUCACAUAUUUAUUGUGUAGGAUCCCAAAUUGGGCAUCAUGAGGAAUGUCAGAAGUAGUGUAUUGGACCUUAAAGAGCUUGCAAUCCUGGUGGGACAUGCAACCAGCUAGCAUAUGACAGUGAAUAAACACAAUGUAUUGGUGUGCCUGCUCUGUGUGGCAAAGGAAUUGGCAGGAAGGCAUUUGCUUUUUUUUUUUCUUCUUCUUUUCUUUUUGACAAGGGCUUGCAAUGCGCAUUGACCUUGGAUUCAUAAUCACCCUCCAUCAGCCUCCCAAAUGCUGGCAUUGUAGACGUGUGCCACACACUGUAUUUUAUUACUUGUUCUAAGCUUAAGGACUGUGUUUAUUGGCCUGCUUUAAUUUAGUAUACAGACCUAGUGACCUAAACAGCCCAAACUUAUUUUCUCAUAGUUAGAGAAGUUGGAAAUUGGAGGUAAAGGCCAGGUCUCUCUUGGGGUCUCUCCCCUUGGCUUAUAGACAGCAUCUUCUUAUGUCCUCAUAGCAUCUUCCUCCAUGUCUGUCUCUGUUCUAAUUCUUUGUUUAAAGAUACCAUUUUAUUGACUCAGGCACAAUUUAACUUACUUAGCUGUGUAAAAAUUUCAGCUCCAAAUAUGAUUGCCUUUUGAGGUGCAGAGGUUAGGACUUCGACAUACAGACUAGGGGUAUUGGCUGAGAAUGUUCAGCCCUAAAGGAUUCCCAAAGGAUUAGAACUUGAGAUGAGUUGGAAAAGGAGUUUGGCACAAUCUAGGAUGGUUCAGGUUGAGUGGUAGAGGAGGUCAGGUGGGCAGAUUGUGUCUCUGGGACAGAAACAGGAAAAAGCACAGUAGGUAGCUAAAGUAUUUUAAAAGUAGUCUGAAUAUAGAUGUCUAUAGAGGCUUGAAGGCCAUUUAUUAAAGAUUUUGUAUUUUAGCCUGUUUUAACUAGAACAGAGGAGACUAUAACAUUAUUCGGUUUUUUCAUCUUAACAAAACAUUACAUCAAGACGGUUCCUGAGCUCCCUCUGCACUCCUGAGGACUACACCAGCCAUCACACUUCUCUCUCCAUCAAGAUAUUUAGCACUUUGAAAUCAACUUUUGGGGUUUCCUUAUCUCUAGACACUGGGGCUUUAUGUCUUGAGUACCCAUGUGUUCAGAUAUACAUUUAACCAUGCCUUGUGCAUGGAAAGAGCCAGUGAGUAAGCUGAAUUCAUGGAAGAGAUUGUAUGCUGGGACACUAAUGAAAGCCUUGCUUGAGAAAUCUAGCAUAUGAAGAAUGAGCAUGAAAGGCAGAACAGGAGCAGGCAGCAUGCAGAAAUAUGCCAGAAUAAAAACUGGCUAACUGGUUGAAAAGGGAAUUUAUUGAAAACAAUACAUGAUUAUUCUUGAGGUUUGAGGAAAAUCUUAAAAAAAAACAAAAACAAAAACAAAAAAAACCUUGGACCACAAAGGACAAAACCAAACCACUUGCAGGAAUGUACGAGUCAGACAUUAGCACAUUGAAUUUUCAGACCACACUGAGAUCCAUCAGUCAGUUCCACUCAGCUGUUGCCUUUGUCUUGUCAUGAACCAUAGUCUAGGGAGAAAGUUUCUAGUUGGCCUGGUUUUGGGUGUGUGCCUAUAACCAUCAGCUUGCACUUGCUAGGCAAGAGUGUUCUUCAAAGCAACACAGAGGGUCACUGAGGAAGGAGCAAUAGCUGCUGGGUGGCCAGAACAGAUCAGCAGAGACUGCUUGUUUGCUGUCCUGGCUGAAGCUGACAAUCUACCCUUGAACCAAAUUUGAACUAGAGAGAGGGAGGCUGAAAUGUGUUGAAGUAGAGUACAGUAACUUGAUACCAUGAAGGAUCCCUUUAGCCAAUCUGGCUUUGAAACCUGAGGCACUUUAGAUAAUUUCUGGAUAUCUGCAAUGUUACCAGGUGAGUGAUGAUAAGAUCAAGUGGAGAGAAAGAGGGCUAAAUCCAGAAGUGAGGGUUUGGGGAUGAGCUGUGUAUAUGUAGUUAGAUGUUGGAUGUUCACCUGUGUCACCAGCAUCCCUAGAGUUACAGGAUCAUGUUAGGUUUUUGUAAGCACUCUCCAACAUUGCAAAGGGGCAGUGUUUACAGAGCUUAGCCUGAGGUUCCCACAGAGCUGUUACUGUGAGUUUUUUGGACUAGUCCCAGAGCCUAGCUCAUUUGUAAUGAUCUUUAGUUAUGGAACCAUUUUCUUAAAUUGAAAUAGGGGAAAUCAUUUUGAAUCAUCUCCAUCUCCUUCUCACCCUCCCUUCGUAGUAUCCGUUGAGUUUCUGACUGUGUGCUUCCCUUUCUUAUGCAUCUGUCCCCAGAAUACUCUGCUCCAAAAUUGCCUGCCUUCCUUAAACCCCAAAGUCCUUAUUCUGUGUAAUAUAACAACGGAAAUACUUGGGCUUAAUUAAUUUAUAUUAAGAUUAUAGAUGUCUCACUUCAGCAUCUAGUGUAUUAAAGGCAUUUGCAUGAUGGCAUGAAGUAAUUUCAUUGAGUCUAGCUGUGAGGGGCUCUAGAGUCCUUUUGGGGAUUUGACUUGAGGCCAGGGUAAGCUUUAAAAGAUUUUAAGCCUGGGCCAAUCAGAUAAUAUUCUUGGAAGUUCUGAGCCUUUGGUUUUAACUUCAAUAUCAAGUGAGUCCCAAGCCCUCUCUGAUGUCCCACCAGUCACUCAGCCACCCUUCCACCUCCUGGCCACAUUGAUAGUCUCCUGAUAUGAGUGUUCUUCCGUAUUCUGUGCUUUCUUUAUCACAUUGUUGUCUGCCCAGUCACAGGAAUGUGAGGUGCAGGAGAACAGGAAGCCAGCCAGCAAGCUCACCUCCCAUCAUCAGCACCUCUUACGAUGCACAGUGUACAGCGGGCUCCCAAACACUCGGGAGAGGAAGAGAGAAGGAAGAUGUGUACUUGCCAGAUAAACUGCAGGAUGGAGGGACUGCUGCAUUACAUCAACCCAGCACAUGCCAUCUCUCUGCUCAGCGCCCUCAAUGAGGAGCGCCUCAAGGGACAGCUGUGUGAUGUACUCCUGAUUGUUGGGGACCAGAAGUUCCGAGCUCAUAAGAACGUCUUGGCUGCCAGCAGUGAGUACUUCCAGAGUUUAUUCACGAAUAAGGAGAACGAGGCACAGACUGUCUUUCAGCUGGACUUCUGUGAGCCUGAUGCUUUUGACAACGUUCUGAACUACAUUUACUCUUCCUCCCUUUUUGUGGAGAAGGGCAGCCUUGCUGCUGUGCAGGAGCUGGGGUAUAGCCUUGGUAUCUCCUUCCUGACCAACAUCGUUGCCAAAGCCCCUCAGGCUCCUUUUCCAGCCUGUCCCAACAGGAAAAGAGUGCCGGUGGAAGAUGAUGAGACCAGCUCUCAAAAGCGAAGUGUCAUCGUGUGUCAGGGCAGAAGCGAAGUGCCAGGGAAAGCCAGUGGUCCAGCCGUGCAGGACCUCAGCCUUGCUGCCCGGUCCUCCCCGAGUGGUGCAGUCAAGACCAGCACCAAUAAGCCACAUGUGGCCAAGCCGCCAGAGCAGCUUCACAGUCUGUCCUUAACUGAAAAGAGUUGGCCGAAGGAUAGUGCUGCGGUAUAUGCAAAGUCUCUGGAACAGCCUGGGGCUUUGGAUGAUCCUAACAGGGGCAAUUUGGUUAAGAGAAAUGCAGUCCUACCCCCAAAGCCUUCACAAGACAGGGAGGCCACGGACGAUAAGCCUGGGGUGAGCAGCCAGCUUCCCAAGGGGAAGGCUAUAGAGCUGGCUCUGAAGAGACCACGGCCACCUGUUCUGUCUCUUCGUAGCUCAUCAGAGACUCCAUAUCUCUUAAAAGAAACUAGCAAAGGAGGUGGUCAGGGGGAGGAUAGGAAUUUGCUCUACUACUCUAAGCUAGGCCUGGUGGUUCCAUCCAGUGGGCCUGCUUCUGCAAACCAGAGCAUUGACAGAAGUGGCCCAUUAGUGAAAAGCCUCCUCAGGCGGUCACUGUCUAUGGACAGCCAGGUUCCUGUUUACUCCCCCUCUAUAGAUUUGAAGUUAUCCCAGGGAUCAUCCACAGCAGCAAAUGAGGCACCAGGCAGUGUGUUCUGUGCAGUGUCUCAAAAGUCAUCUUUAAAAGAUGGCAGUGAAAAAAAAGCCCUGGAUGACAGGCCUCAAGCUCUCCAGCCUCAUCGCCUCAGGUCCUUUAGUGCUUCUCAGUCAACAGACAGGGAGGGGACCUCCCCUGUGACUGAGGUGCGCAUUAAGACUGAGCCUAGCAGCCCUCUGUCGGACCCUUCAGACAUCAUCCGGGUCACCGUGGGAGAUGCAGCAACGUCUACAAGAGACCUGCCCCUCAAAGCAGAGGAAGACCAGAGGGAUAUUAGCAGACUCCCAGCAAAGAGAAGGUUCCAGGCAGACAGAAGGUCACCCUUGAAGAAAGCAAGGGCAAAUGAGCAUGGGCCUUCUGUCUCAGAAGAGAACUGUGAGGAGGACAGGAGCCCUCCUUCCCUUGACAGCAACUUCCCAGAUUCUGAAUUAAACAGAGAGGAGUUUGGUGAGUUGGAGGGGACGAGACCAAACAAAAAAUUUAAAUGCAAACAUUGCCUUAAGAUUUUUAGAUCAACCGCGGGUCUUCACCGCCAUGUUAACAUGUACCAUAACCCAGAGAAGCCUUACGCUUGUGACAUCUGUCACAAGAGGUUUCAUACCAACUUCAAAGUGUGGACACACUGUCAGACCCAACACGGCAUAGUGAAGAACCCAUCGCCAGCCUCUAGUUCCCAUGCAGUUUUGGAUGAGAAAUUCCAAAGAAAACUGAUUGACAUAGUGAGAGAGAGGGAGAUUAAGAAGGCCCUGAUCAUUAAGCUGAGGCGCAGCAAGCCUGGCUUCCAGGGACAGAGUAGCUCCCCAGCACAGCAAGUCAUCAAGAGGAACUUGCGCUCCCGAGCCAAAGGGGCCUACAUUUGUGCCUACUGUGGCAAGGCAUACCGUUUUCUCUCUCAGUUUAAGCAGCACAUAAAGAUGCACCCGGGAGAGAGGCCCCUCGGAGUGAGCAGAGCUGCUAAGCCGAAAGAGCGGGCUCUGGCACGCGCGGUAGAGAGCAAGGAGGUUUACCCGUGCCGCCUCUGUAAUGCUAAGCUCUCUUCUCUUCUAGAGCAAGGCAACCACGAGCGCUUGUGCCGGAACGCCACCGUUUGCCCUUACUGCAGCCUCAGGUUCUUCUCCCCCGCGCUGAAGCAGGAGCAUGAGGACAGGUGUGAGUACAAAAAGCUGACCUGCCUGGAGUGUAUGCGCACCUUCAAGUCUUCCUUCAGCAUCUGGCGGCACCAGGUAGAAGUGCACAACCAGAACAACAUGGCUUCAGCAGAGAACAUCUCCUUGCCCACCCUGGACCACAACGGUGAAGUGGCAGCUGCUUCCAGGCCUCAGGCUGAGCCUACCAAGGUAAACCAUGCGGCUGCUCCAAAAGAGGACACAGCGUUUAGUGACUCUUCAGAGCAAGUGAACUUCGAUUCUGAGGAUUCCUCCUGCCUCCCUGAAGACUUGAGUCUUUCAAAGCAACUGAAAGUCCAAGUCAAAGAGGAGCCUGUGGAGGAGGCUGAGGAGGAGGCUCCUGAGGCCAGUGCAGCUCCCAGGGAGGCUGGCCCCAGCAAGGAGGCUGGUCUGUGGCCUUGCGAGAAAUGUGGGAAGAUGUUCACAGCACACAAGCAGCUGGAGCGACACCAGGAGCUGCUGUGUUCCGUGAAGCCCUUCAUCUGCCAUGUGUGCCACAAAGCCUUCCGUACCAACUUCCGGCUUUGGAGUCACUUCCAGUCCCACAUGUCUCAGGCCACAGAGGAGCCUGCACAGAAAGAGGCUGAGGUGUGUCCUGUGCCCACAAACUCCCCAUCACCACCACCUCUGCCACCUCCACCACCCUUGCCCAAGAUCCAGCCCCUGGAGCCCGACAGCCCCACAGGCCUUCCUGAGAACCCAACCCCAGCCACAGAGAAGCUGUUUGCACCCCAGGAGUCAGACACCCUCUUCUACCACGCCCCUCCCCUUUCAGCAAUCACAUUUAAAAGACAGUUCAUGUGCAAGCUCUGCCAUAGGACAUUCAAGACCGCCUUCAGUCUUUGGAGUCAUGAGCAGACACACAAUUAAAUGACUUACCCCUCUCACCUGUCAGAAAACAGCAGGCCCCUGACUUGUGAACUGUGUCCUAAGACAACAUUUUUUUUUUUUUUUAAGUAAAGGUUGGAAAUUGUAUGAAUUUUAGGUUUGGGAUAAAUUGAUAUUGGCUUGGAAUGUCCUUAUAGCUUCAGAAACAAACUCUGAAAUAUUGUGGCUCUGGACCUCAGUCAGCAGGGGUUUGAUUCUGUUACUGUUGAAGUUGGGUUAAUGUUGGUGAAUUGCAUGGUUCCUCAUUCCAAGGUGUCACUAUAAUGACUUGAUUGAGGUUUUUGGUUUUUGUUUUCUGGGUAGUGGGAUACUAGGGUAUUGUUGGGGUUUUGGUUUUGGGUUUUUUAAUUUAUUAUUUCAGACACCUAAGUUUGAGGUACCCCCUAGCCAUGUUUCUAAGGCCAAAAACAUAUGAAGAAGAAAGGAAGUUGUUUGCAGUAUUGAGUCAGAUUUUAGAAUACCUUAGCAAUAAGAAAAGACAAACCCCAACUUUAGUAAAUUAUCCUGACACUUGAUAAGACAAAUAUUUGGUAUUUUGUGGUCCUUUGAAACUUUCUUUUUGUAUGAAAAUUGUGAGAAUUUAAAUCAGCAAUAGUCACAAUUAGAUUUUUUUAUGACAAGCUGUCAAUCACUUCGUAUAAUCAGUAAUGGCCAUGUGCUAAGGAGGGCAGAGAAAUGGAAGCAUGUUUGUGAAAAGCUCAACAGUCAGCAGCAACAGAUUAGUUGUGAAAGCCACUGAACUCUGUGGUAUGCCCUCUGCAUUAUAGCAGCUUUCAACGGGCACUUUAGAACUGACAGUGCUUGGUCUCCACCAGCUUGAAACUCGUGUUGUUGGGAUAAGCAGUGCUAGCCAGCAUGAAGUUACCGGUGCACAGCCUCACCACACCCUGGACCACCAUUCCUUCUAGGGGCUUCAGAGGUUGGAGGAAGUGCCACAUUGCAGCUUCCAUGUGCUUUCCAAGAACUGUAUGCACAACAUACACAUUUCUGCCUGUCUUUUGUGAGGAUGUCUAUGGGAGUAUUGACGUGGAUAGCAGUGAAAAUGUCACUAGCAAAGGUCCAAAAUUAGUUUUUGCAAUUUGAUUUGGUACUUAGGGUUUGGGUUUCUUUUUUUUUUCUGUUCCAUGUAGGUUAUAAUUAAAAGCCUCUCCAUAGGCAAUAUCCACAGUUUACUGUAUUUCAAAAAGGCAAAAUUUUGAUUUCACUCCCCCAAGGGAGUAUCAUACCUGGAAAGGAAAUUAGGAGACAAAUUCCCUAUUUACUUUUGCCAAGAGCUGUUUCUUUACAUUUUCAAGGUGUGCUCUAGCAGAGACACCACCCAUCUGCUCACCAGCACUCUACACCCAUGGUAGCAAAGGCAGUCUUUAUAUUAAAACAAACAUUUUUAUAAAAUACUAAUUGACUUUAUAUACUAUAGAAGCUGUAUGUGGAAUUUUGACUUUUAUCCUUUCACUUGAAAAGGCUAUUGAAAAUUCCUAAAUAUGUCUGCAUUUCCUAUUUUGUUCCUUAAAUUUUAAGAGAAGGGAAAUAAAAUUAGGUUGCAGUUACUGAUUCUUGCCAUCUGCUUUUUUGAACUAUGCAUUUUAGAGAUGAACUAACAGUGUCCACCUUUUAAUGAAUGAAGCUAGUGCCAGGCUGUGUAGCUGUCCACUGCACUCAUUCCCUGUGGUGAGUGUCUGGUCUCUAAACACCUUGGAGUGUCACCUUUUUUAAGACCAUCUCCCUGCAUGGUCAUCUCCUGUGUAGCUACAGAGCGAUAAUCUCCAAACCAGACAUUACCAGAUCAGUGCUCCAGGACUUGAACCUAUGCUACAUUUUUGAAGAUUUAUAAAAUAACAUUGUUACAAAAAAAGAAAAAAAGUAUUUUUUAUCUAAAUGUAGGGUCUGCAUAUCUGUUAGGUUUUACAAAUUAUCAGUGUUUGUCACCUUUUUUGUCUAGGAAUAUAAAGCAUAAGACUUCAAAUAAAAUUUUGAACCAAAAACAUUUAUAAUGCAGUUGUGGUUUUUCUAUUGCUUUUUUAUACUGUAUCUUAAAAGAUGUCAGGCCGAAAGAGUUUAUUUUGGUGUCAAAAACUAUCCUUCCACUCAUGUAACUAUUUUAAAUGCUAAGAAACAAAAUAAUGAAAGACAUUAAUCACUGUAUUCAGUAAACAGUUUUUUAGAGAAUGUCUAUCUCAGCUAGCAGGCAGAUGUUUGGUGUAUUAAAUAAAUAGGUCUUUCACCAUUGUAAAUCUUUAGAUAGUAAAGAUAUUCUUGUAAAUGUUUUUCUGAUUGUAAUUAAUUUUUGCAAGUAUAGAAAGCACAUUGUUUCUGUAAUUAUUUAAGAUGCCUGCUUUUUUUAUGCAGUUGUGGAAAGAAUGUAAACUGUUUUAAUAUAUUCUUUGUUAACCUAAAAACUUGUUACUGAAUUGUUUUCUUUAUGUGGGGAGGAUUGAGUACCUAAAACAUGUUUUUCCUACUAAGAGUAAAAAAUUAAGCUAACA